AUCAAGAGUAUAAUACCGAAAAAUCAUGUUUAUAUCCAUAAAUCAUCACAACCUUGGAUAUAAAGACGUCUACUACACCUACUGCAUUCGACAAAUCCCUUAUUAAUCAGUGUCUACAGAUACGCAUAACGCGGCGCGGUAUAGUCGUGGUUUUAAGUUGUUCGUGUUUCCGUCGCAAUAUAGGAGUUAAUGUCUAAUCGUUUUACUUUAUAGAGUUUUACUUUUUUUUUUUGUUUUUCAUAAAAACCUACAUAUUAUAUCGGUGUUUUACAAUUAUAAGUAAUACGGUUCGCGAAACAUGUCGUCCGUAAAGUCAUCUGCCGUGUUUCAUGCAUUAUUCGCAUUUGUGUUUUUCGUGUCCGGGCUUGUCGUCAACUCGAUACAAUUAUUAUUAUUCGCAAUAUUAUGGCCAUUAAACUGUAAAGACCUUUUCAGAAAGAUCAACUAUUACUUGUCGUACAUAAUUUAUUCAGGUAUAAAAAUUAUUCGCACUCAUUAAUUUUAGUUAAUUAGAUACAUAAUAUACCUAAAUAACAUAAUACGUGCGAGUUAAUAUUAUGCAUAGGUGAACACAUCGUGGAAUAUGGAAUUGUUUUCAUAAAAAAUGCAUAAAAUGUCUAAAACAAACGUACAUAGAUUUUCACUUGAGACUCAAAAGAUACCGAAUUGACCAUUUUAAGAUUGUAUUAGAAUAACAUCAAAUAUUGUAUUCAAAACAACUCCGGCUCGAUGUUGAAUAUAAAAAAAUUAAAUUCGGAUAUCAUCUAAUUUUAAAUGUCAUAAAAGAGCUUAUCUAUAUAAAUAAAAAUUAAUCGCUCAAAAUAUUGGUAAACGCAAAACUUGAAAACAACUGGAGCAAUUUUAACGUGGUUUUUUGCAAAAUGUUGAGCAUUGUCCGGAGUAGGUUUAUAAUUAUUGAAAUUUACCCUCUAUUGAAUACCAUUCCCUAAAACUCUGGUUAUAGGUAGUUUUAGUUCAGAAAUUUAAUUAUUUUUAUUGAAUUGUGGAUUUCAAAUGUAGUAACACGUAUGACAAAAAAAUGAAAUCCAUGUACUGAUGUGGAAAAAUUAAUUUAUUCAUUUCUUAGUGCACAGUCUAUUCGAUCUGAACGUUUAUCCUAUUUUGAGUUUUUUGAGAAGUGUUAGUUCACCACAAUUUGGUUCUUCAAAAUGCUACCAAUUAGACAUACCAACUUAGGUCUCGGAGAUUGCGGUUUAAGACGAAUGUAUGAUGAUGAUGAAAUGACAGUGGUGCUAAAUGAUAAUAUAUAUUUGUUUAUUGUAUGGUUGCUAUUGGUUGCAGACUAAAAUAAUAAUAGUAUAUUGGUUAUUAUUGGUUAAUCGGGUAUGUUUGUUGAUUUGUAUUAUUCAUUUUUUUUUUUUCAAUAAUAUAUUUAGUAAAAAUUGUAAUGAUAUCUGAGAUUUGAACUCGAUACCAUUGCACUAAUAUUAUAAACACUGUCCUUGUAUACUCUAAAUAUAUUUUAUAUGGACGAAAAUUUAAAAGGUUGGUCAAAACGUAUCUAUGGUAUCUAUGGCAGUUAAUAACGGCACAAAAUUGGAAAUAAAAUCUUUAAAAAACUGUCUGCUUGAGUGUAUGAUUUCAAGAAAACUAUCAUAAUUUUUAAUAAUUAUUAUUAUUAUUACUAUUAUUUGCACUAUUCAAAUUUCCCAAUAGAACACAUUUAGUCCGCCGAAUGUGGACUGCUCACUUUCCACCUAUUUGUUUUCAUUUAAUUCCGACACGGCAAAAACCAAAAAUUGAUAUGGAUAAAAUAAUAAUAAUAACAAUAAUAAUAAUUGUUGGCUCGGGCAAUGCCGGGCGCGGGACAGCUAGUUUCAAAUAAUAAUGGAGUUUAAAUAAUCCAAUAUUUUUCAGUAGAAAUUUAACAACAAAAAAAAUAUUGUCUCAGAAAAACCUACGGGGAACGAGAUUCAAUCUAUCUACCUACCUAACGCCUGAGCUCUAAUCGCUAUGCGUUCAUGGCCUAUGCUUACCUUUCAGUUUAUAAAGAGAUAAACUGGGUAUUUAAGUAUAAAUAAUAUAAAUAUUAAAUAGUAACUACCAACUGGAAACUCGUUAGUAUAUAAUUAUACUUUUCAGUAUAAUAUAAUUUAUUAUAAUUUAUAAGUCUACUAGUCUCUCUACAGAUAUAUUAUUCACCAAUAAAUAAAUAACGUAAUUAUGAUAGUUUAUUUAAUAACAUUAAUUAUGUAUCUAUAACUUAUCAAAAAAGGUAGUUAAAUUUUAUUUUUAUACGGUGAUGAUAAUAUUUGAAAAAUAUUCAACUACUAUAAAUAAAGAGUUUAAUGUCAAAGGAAAUGUUAAUAGGUAGGUGCGUCAUAAAUUCAUAAUAUAUUACAAACGAAUUUUGGUAGGUUUUGAAAGAUGUAUUCGAAAUAUUACAGAAACAAAAAAAAAUAAAAUCAGAAGAUCAGCUGCCCUAAGAUUAAUUUGAACUGCUGAACUAGGUUUAUUUUAAUAUUGAUUGGUAUGUGUUUCGUUAAAUUUCUAAAGCCAAUAAUUUUCAUAUUCAUUAAACCAACAAUUUGGCUAUUCAAAAAAAAGUAGGUAUUUAGUACUUACCUAUUUGAUUAAUACCUGAUCGGUUAUCAUUGAUUGAAAUAUUAUAUUUAUAUAGUAUCGAUAUAUUAUAUUAUAAUAAAUGGUUUAGCGUACAAAUAUACUUGCUAAAUUUUCAAAUAAAUUAUUUCAGUGGACAUAAUAAAUAACUAAAAAAUAAAUAAAUAAAAUCAUGUGCCUUGUUAAAAUCCACAACGUUAAAGUCUGCGAGUAGAUACUAGUGAAGAGACUAGUGAAUCGACUCAAAAUAUAUAGGUAUAUGUUCACUAUUAAAAGAAAAAAAAAAGAACUUAAUACUGAUGACGGGUGCAAUCACGGUUGGAAGUCGAAAGUCGGGAAGAUAGGAUAAAAAAGUUUUUGAUAACGAAAAACGAUUCGAAUCGAAGUUCGAUAAGAUAUAUUUCUAAAUGCCGUCAUUUUUACGAUUUUCACCAAAAUUUGAUCUUAAAACGCUUAUGAAAAAAAACUAAUACAUUCAACUCGAAUUUGUUUUUUAGAAAAAUAAUUACAACCUAUAAUGUAACUUGUAUUAAAUUUUCAAGCAUUUUUCUUAAGUCAUAUAUUUUGAAAACGAUACCUCCCAAAUAAAAAUAUAUGUAAAAACACGAAAAUAUCAAAUAUCUUAAAAUAUGCAGCUAGAAUGUUUUGAAUAUUUUACCACGUCUACAAAAGACCAAUAUAAUUAUUUUGUGAAAAUUACAGAUCUCUACAAUUAUUAUUAAUCAAAUAACAAAAACCUCAAAUGUCGCACACUUUGCCGUAUUUCCUAUGUUUUUUUUUCUCGAUUUUUCGUAAAUAUCAGGAAAACUAUACGGAAUGACAAAUGGACUUUCUUACUCGCAAACUAGACAACAUUUUCUUUCAGAAAAUAUGCUAUUUUUUAUAUUUGUACAAAGAUUUCUGGUAGAAAAAUAUAAACUAAAACAAAAUUGAAAAUAAUACAUUUUAUAAAUUUUCCCGUUUUUUCUCGGUUUUCCCAAUCAUCAUGAAAACUGCUUGAAAAAUCAAAAAAUGACCUCUCUAAUGCACCGACUAGAGAUAAUUGUGUAUAUAAUAAACAUAAUUAUUUGAUAUGAAAACAUACAGUAUCAGUAAAAAAAUGUUGUCAUUGAAUUACAAAUCAGUAAAUGAAACCGUUGUCUUAUAAUCAUAUAGACUUACACGCAUACAUCUAGACGGAACAUUCACUCCGAGGACUGGAUGGCCUGGUCGGUCCGAACGGAUCAAGAGAGAUAGGCUAAUAUAAAGUCUACUUUGAGGUAUAACAAAUUUACACUCCGAGGAUAGCUAAUUAAAACACUCCGUUUAUUAUCUCACGUGUUUUUGUUCUCAAAAUGACACUCCACCUACCGGAAUGUGUUUCCAUGUUAAAUGUUCCUUAUAAAUGUAGAAGUCUAUUUGCUUAUAGUAUAACGGACACUAUGAAUGAAAAGAUUGCGUUUUUUCUAUGAAUAAUAAUAUAUCGUUGUAUGGAAAUUGGUCAAUAUUUUUUUUGGUGAUCUCCUUUUCAAUUUUUUCAUUUUUAGAAUUCGUAUUCCUGGUCGACUGGUGGGCUGAUGUUCAGUUUUACUUUUACGCGGACAAAGCAGAUUUUAACGAGUACUUCGGCAAAGAACACGCAAUAUUUAUACUUAACCACAAGUAUGAAAUUGACUGGCUAUCCGCUUGGGUCAUAAACGAACGGAUCGGCACUCUUGGAGUAAGAUAAAAAAUAAAAUAAAAUAAAGUGGAUUUAAUUUUUAAGAACAAUAUUUAUUUUGCUGUUUUUUUUUUUUUUUUUUUUACCUAUACAAGAACUGUAAAGCUUUCUCGAAAAACAGUCUCAAAUAUAUGCCCAUUGUCGGAUGGUGCUGGUGGUUUUCCGAGUUUUUAUUCCUUCAGAGGGACUGGGCAAAAGACAAAUACACCAUUGAGACCCAACUCAAAGAAUUGUUCGAAUACGAAAACCCAGUCACGGUAUUUCAUUAUUAUCUUUACCAUUAUAAUUUUUAAUCGUCUGAAAGUAACGUAGUAACAUAAUGAUUGAUUACCCGGUUUUAAAAUAUUGUUUUUUUGAGAACCUAUAUUUUAUACAGAUGUUGCUGUACGCGGAAGGCACUAGGUUCACAAAAGAGAAAUACGAAGCCAGUCUCAAGUUCGCCCGGUCUAAAGGGCUACUAGAAUUAAAAGAACACUUAUUGCCGAGAACCAAAGGUUUUAGUAUCGGAUUACCACAUUUUCGACACAAUUUGCCGGCCGUGUACAACGUUCAACUUGCGUUCAAACAGUAAGAUCGAAAACAACUAGAGCAUGUAUUUUGUACAAGACAAACAUAGGUACUAUAAAUACUCGUAAUAUCUCGAACGACAAAGGUGCAAAAAUGACAUAUCAAACGUGUAGGACAUAAGCGCCAAUCUAAUAUUAUAUACCUGUUACACCCCCAACAUAUUGUAUAACACAGGAGUGCCAAAAGUGCAAGAAUAAUUUUAAUAAAUUGAUUGAUUUUUUUCGAUCAUAUGAGAUAAUAAUUGGUCCCGAUUAACAUUAAACGUUUGGAGUUUUUGAACGAUAAUGUAGUUCUAAAUUUAAUAUCACGCAGGCACGGUUAAUAAAUACAUAUAUUAUAAUAUACAUCUAUUAACCGUGGCACACAGGUACCUAGGAUUUUGGCGCUUUUGUACGAUACGAUAUUUUUUUUUUUCUUCACUAACCCGAACGUUGCGACAAGCGAUGGGUUUUUGCAGCAAAUGCAACUCGGACGUACCUCUACGUUUCGAGUGCGUACACGUAUUAGUAUAAUUGCAGCCUGUAGGUGUAGAUGAGGCACCUACGUAAUGUUUCGAUAAAUUACGGUUUUUAUUUGAAAGAUAUGCGCGAAAUGUUGUUACAGAGGAGAAAAGCCAUCGUUGACAACGUUGUUAAACGGCGGUCGGUUGGAGGCACAUGUAUUCAUGGAAAGAAUACCCAUCGAACAGGUCCCACAAGACGAAAAAGAAUGCGAUAAAUGGAUGUACGAUGUAUUCGAGAAAAAAGUAAUAAUGACAUUAUUUCACAUAAUAUUAUCUGCCCGAUUUUGUCUGAUGUAACUUUUUUUAAAAUUAAAAAAAAAAAAAAAACAACAAUAUAUUAUGUAGAUAUAUAAUUAUAUAAUGUAUAACAAAAUAUAUAAGGUCUCUCAAUUUUGAGUUUAAUAGGCUUUUUAUGUUUUUAUAAGUAAAAAUAAAUAUAUAAAAUAAUCAAAUAAGUCGAACAAUAAUAUUUUUUAAUGGAAUAAAUGACCGGAGGGAAAAAAAACGUUUCAUCAUCUAAAGCGUUUUUAUCUUUAAUAACAAAAUACAGUUUUAUUUAUCACUAUUACGCUAAACUAUUAUUGAAGUCAAAAAAUUUAUAAAUUUUUUUUUUAAAUGGCAUUAAUUAUUUGAGGUCAUCGAUGUUAUCGCGUGUUAAAUUUUCAAUAAGAUUACCUAUUAGGUAAUAUUAUGAUGAAGUGUUUCGCGGUACGUUAGGACCUAUAAGGUACCUUUUUUCGGGAGGAAUACGAUUGCGUACGUGUUUUUUUUUUAGUGGUCGACAAAAAUCUAAUAUCGAACAAUGAACGUGCGGGAAUCGUACUCUACUCCUUUUUUUCUUCCUAUAGGAUGUUUAACCAACAACAGCAAGGGAAUUGUUUUUACAAUAUUUUCUCACGGCUUCCAUCGUUUAUUGAAAGUAAGAAAGUAUAUACAAUUACAAUCAAUACACACAUUGGAUGGGUGUUCAGCAGUGGCGGAUAGGGAUAUUUUCAGUUACUGGGACUAAAUUCAAGGGUUCCUAAACGAAAGAAUAUUAUGAUCUCACUGACAAAUGAACAAUAAUGGUACAAAUAGUUGAUAACGUACACGAAAAUAUUGUGGCGAAACGCUUUGAUAGUAUAAAUUCUUACCUUUUUUAAACUCAAUACUACAGAAAAAAAAAAACAAGUACAUGCUGAAUAGAUUUAAUGACUCUUUAAUCUGCAUCUAUGGAGCGUCUUCAAAUAAACUCAAACCAAAAAUAAAUUCUUUAGACCAAAGAUUAAAGGGCCCAUAAUUAAGUACGGACAGGGGCCCACUUAGAAAAUCUGGAUACCGCCAUUGGUGCGCAAGUAAGUCACACACCGCAUCCCUUUACAUGAACGAUAAUUUAGAUUAAAUCCACUGCUCACGAGUUACGAUCUGUUCAGCUGCUUAUCGAAACUCGCAUCAGACUAGAAACCCAUUUUGUUCACCCACUUCUCGACUAGGUUCGCGGAACCCGUUGGUCUGGAAUCAUGUGCCUGAUCAGUCUACGGGACGAGGCUUGUUUCGAAUGGCUACCUUUCUAGUUAUCUUGUCUUUCUCCUUGCGGCGCAAAAUGUCUUCAACGAGGUCAUAGAAAUAUUGAACACUGCGUUAAAGGUAUAAGGUACCUAACCUAACUUUAUCUAUAAUUUGUACGUUUUGAGAGGGAAUCGGAAUUAUAUAUAAUUUGAAUAUAACAAAAACAGUUACAAUAUUACUGAAGUUAUGGUUCAACGAUAAAUUAUUAUACUGAUUCUAAACGAAUUAUUUAUUUAUUUUUUAUAUAUUUUUAAAUAAUUAUAGAAGCACAUUAUAAUACUAUGUACCUAUGGAUAGUGUGCACAGUACAGACAAAACGGAGUACAUUCCUUACAAUAAUAUUACCGAUUAUAAUAUAAUAUAACCUAUUCUAAAAAAAUAAUAUUUCACCAUAGGACAAAAUAAUGGUCAGCUAUGUCAAUACGGGAGAUUGGUUCAAGGAGAAUGACGUAAAACCACUGGAGAAAUUCAUUACACCACGUAGUUACAUGAGUUUACUAAACAUAAUAUUUUGGUCACUCGUCACCUUUUUACCGUUUUUAUAUUUGUCAUUCAAAAUAUUGAUUUCGGGUAACUUGCUUCAUAUUGGAUUGUUAACGUUACUAUUAUGUUUGAGUAAGUGUCUAUAAGAUAGUAUACUUAUAUAUUACUGUACGAUUUUUUUUUUUCUUAACAAAAUUAAAACAUUUUAUUUACAGUUUAUGUGAUCUUAAGCAAGUUGACGAGCGUUUCUGAAAUCGAUAAGGCGUCCUCAAGUUACGGUACGGAUAAACAAAAAACCAAAUAAAAUACUGAUAACUCGCCUAUAGUUUAUAAAAUUAAAAACAAACACUUAAGAUCGUUUAUAUAAUGUUUUUUACUAGCAACUAUAGUGAGCUAUAUUUUGCUAGUAAAAGAACAUGUAAACGAAUAUACCAUUUUACUAGUCUUUAGUAACGUAAAGUGGGAGAUUUAGGGGUAAAACCUUCUCCCCCCCCCUGAAAUUUGUAAAAUUCACGAUAAGCUUAUUAAAUAUUUUUAAUUUGUUUAUUUAUGAACUUCACUCAAAACAUAUACGUGUCUGGCUAGUUUACUAGCUACCAUAUAAUAGUAAACAAAAUUAAUUGUAUAAACGACCUUUUUUAAAAAAUUAUUUUACAGUUACGAUCCUGUAACAUUUUUAUUAUUAAUAAUAAGGUAUAUUAAAUAUUUAUAAUACUCUAUUUUAAUUCUUUUUUGUAUAAAUUAUUUAAAAAAAAAAAAAUUGUUAUUUAUGUUUGUAUGUUAUUUUUUAUUAUUUACAAACAGUAUUUUUGAGAACUAUAGCCGACGCGAUGAUCGUAUGCGCAUCAUUCCUACUUAAGUGUAAUUUUAUAUUGAUUACUUAUGUUAUUUUCAAAGAGAUAUAGCCAAUAUAGGUAUACUUUGAUGUGAAUAUGCAUG
This is a messenger RNA of Cinara cedri, 8321 nucleotides long. NCBI's taxonomy places the organism in Eukaryota, Metazoa, Arthropoda, Insecta, Hemiptera, Aphididae. The record is from the annotation of a GenBank genome assembly.